Monopterus albus (swamp eel) is the source of this 1070-nucleotide messenger RNA. Its product is annotated as DNA damage-inducible transcript 4-like protein. Lineage: Eukaryota; Metazoa; Chordata; Actinopteri; Synbranchiformes; Synbranchidae. The record is from RefSeq and is a predicted model, not a curated record. Gene Ontology annotation, biological process: negative regulation of signal transduction. Gene Ontology annotation, cellular component: cytoplasm.
GAAGAAGGUAUAAAUACUCCUGAGAAGUUUGCUGUGCUGUGCUGCUGUGGAAGGAAAGUGCUGGUUUGGAGUAGUUUAGUCUAAGUUGUUUUGGACUAAGUCGUGUUUAAGAUCUGCUGGAGCCACAGGAGGACAGCCCGCUCCUGGACGAACCUUCGGCGGCACCAUGGUGGCCACAAGCACCUUAAAGACCAAAGGCAGCGAGUGCUUCUCGGAGCCGGCUGAGCGGAUUUUUGAGCCGGGCUGCACGGAGAAAGAGCUGGAUUUCUGGGACCACUGCCUGACUGAGCCCCAGAGGGGUGCGGAUGUCUCCGAGGACAGAGCCUGUCAGCGGCUGGUCAAGAUGUUUGAGAGCUGUCUGUCUCGAGCUAAGAAGACGACGCUGCACUGCUCUUCGGUGCUGGUACCAGAGAAGCUCACCCGGAAGGAGCUGGACAAGGGCUGCAAGCGGCUGGAGCGCAUCAUGUACGAUGCCACCGUGGUGCCCACGUUUGAGCUGACACUUGUGUUCAAGCAGGACAGCAGCGCCUGGCCCAGCCUACGGGACUUCCUCUUCUUGGCAACCUGCUUUGCCCCAAACUUCAGGCAUGUACUUAAACUGAGUCCAGGCUUCCGACUUGUCAAGAAGAAGCUGUACUCCUCCGCGGCCGGUACCGUGGUGGAGGAGUGCUGAACUGUCGGGUUUGGCCUCUUUCUAAGUGUUUUUAUUCAGCAGCAUUGUCCUGGGUGGUUUUCUAACGCAGUUAUUGCUCAGACACUUUCAAAUGGUGCAUUUUGCAGAUGAAUGUAAAACGGUGAGGGACAAACUGGGUAACGGCACUGGCCACUGGUGAUCCCGUUGUUCCAGUCGCGCUGAAUGGACACAAGGCUGGACAGGGAGACGGACAUGGAGUCUUUGGGGGUCCAUAUGUAGCUAGCUAUGUUUAACACUGGUGGAGAUGCUGCCGUCACUGUGGACGCCUUAAAUGUCAAUGUUUGUUUCACUCAGCUUUGUGUGUUUCAUGUGAAUGUUUAGUUUUGUGCCCCCCCCUCCUCAUAGGUUAUUAAAGAUGGUUCCUCUGAAUGUAAAA